AUGCUGGAAAACAGCCCGAAGGUCCAUUUAGUGUCAGUAAUUCCCCCACUAGAUGUUGUUCUGCGAUUAUCGGGACCAAUUUUCAACAGCGGUCACUAUAUGACCGCAGAUAAUUGGUUUACCUCUAUUGAUCUUGUAAAAGCCCUAAAAGAUAAAAAACUUUCUUACAUUGGAACAAUAAGAAAGAAUAAAAAAGAAAUACCUCCCUGUUUUGUGAAAUCUAAGGGAAAAGAAGUACAUUCAAGCUUAUUUGGUUUUUCUAAAAACUGCACUUUAGUUUCAUACGUACCGAAAAAAGGCAAAAAUGUUUUGCUUGUAUCAAGUAUGCACUUUGAUGAUACUAUAGAUGCAGACACCGGAGAUGAAAAAAUGACAGUUAUAAUCACAUUUUAUAAUGAUACAAAAUGCAGUGUUGAUGCUCUGGACAAAGAUGUGUGGAACUUAUAA
Molecule: messenger RNA, 447 nt
Organism: Stegodyphus dumicola
Lineage: Eukaryota; Metazoa; Arthropoda; Arachnida; Araneae; Eresidae
Source: RefSeq, a predicted model, not a curated record